Messenger RNA from Rodentolepis nana, 393 nucleotides. The record is from the annotation of a GenBank genome assembly. NCBI's taxonomy places the organism in Eukaryota, Metazoa, Platyhelminthes, Cestoda, Cyclophyllidea, Hymenolepididae.
AUGAUUGAUUCGUUGAGUACCUUGUCGAAGAGCCUCCGCUUGCUCAGCCUCCUGUUUCAGACGUUCACGGCGAGCGGAAUAGCCCUGAGAACCCAGGUACGCACUGCCGCUUCGUAGACUUCCUCCCAUGGAACGCAUAGAAGAGUAACCGGGUGCUGGACUCUGUGGUCCUGACAUCAUUCCAUUUCGGUAAUUCCAUGACUGGCUGGAAGUCACAUUUGCGGAACUCAGAGCUCUUUUCGGCGCUCCGUAACCGAAUCCCGAAUCUGAACCCGAGGUUGCCUCUUGACUAUUAAUUGAGGCACGAUAUAAGGAUGGUAGUGGGGAGGGUCUUGAGAUUCUACGUCGAAUAACUCGUCGAUGGGUAACUACUUCACAUUCCAUUGGAGAUGA